UGUGACUGGCUGGAAGGCUGGGGGUGGGCGGUGCACCCGGGUCUCCUGGAGGAAGCUCGCGCAUACUGACAGCUGACGGGAGUGUGUGAUUUUUUUCUGUCUAGCGGAGUGACAAUUAGCAAGGAGAACCGUUUUACUUCUUCGAAUUCUUCAAUACACCAGCAGAACGUUAGUGCGAAUCCUUUUCUUGACGUCGGCCAUGUCAUCUACUGGUUGAAGGAGACUGCGGGAGUGUUUCUAGGGAACUGUCAAGUGUUUGCAGCCAUGGUGCCGGAGUCCCGGUGCAGGUGAGGCGCUGUGAAGAGAUUCCAGUUGGCAGGCCCCUCCGUCACAUCCUCUAACAAACACGUCGACCCCAGAGAUGGAGCUGGAGACGGCUGAGAGUCCCGUUUUAGAUAUUGUGGAACCCUGCACUCCCACUUCUAACCAUGAUGUGGACCCUCUUUCUAUCGGCAGUCCACUUCUCAGCCCUGACUCUUCCUCCCAUGAUGCCAAUUUGUCUGUUCCCACUUGCUCUCCAGCAGACUCCGAGAACCUCAGUCCAGACGAGCUGGAGUUAUUAGCCAAACUGGAAGAACAAAACAGGCUUUUGGAAGCCGACUCAAAAUCAAUGCGUUCAAUGUCCGGUUCACGCAGGAACAGUGGAUCAUCCCUCGUCUCCAGCUCCUCUGCCAGUAGUAAUCUUAGCCACCUAGAAGAGGACACGUGGAUCCUCUGGGGUCGUAUAGUCAACGAGUGGGAGGAAUGGCGGCGCAAAAAGGAGAAGCUUCUUAAGGAGUUAAUUCAUAAGGGAAUCCCACAUCACUUCCGAGCAAUCGUUUGGCAAUUGCUGGCCAAUGCAGCUGACAUGCCAGUUAAAAACCAGUAUUCCGAGCUGCUGAAAAUGUCGUCACCGUGUGAGAAGCUGAUUCGCAGAGACAUUGCACGCACGUACCCUGAGCACGAGUUCUUCAAGGGCCAGGACAGCCUCGGGCAGGAGGUGCUUUUCAAUGUCAUGAAGGCGUAUUCACUGGUGGACAGAGAAGUGGGCUACUGCCAGGGAAGUGCAUUUAUUGUGGGGCUCCUUCUAAUGCAGAUGCCAGAGGAAGAGGCCUUCUGUGUAUUUGUUCGGCUUAUGCAGGAGUACCGACUGCGAGAGCUUUUCAAGCCCAGCAUGGCAGAACUCGGCCUGUGUAUAUACCAGUUUGAAUACAUGCUGCAGGAACAGCUACCAGAGCUGAAUGUCCACUUCCGCUCUCAGAGCUUUCAUACUUCGAUGUACGCCUCCUCCUGGUUCCUCACACUCUACCUCACAUUCUUCCCUUUGCCUGUCGCAACACGGAUAUUUGAUAUCUUCAUGUAUGAGGGGCUGGAGAUCAUUUUCCGGGUGGGAAUCGCUAUUCUGCAGUAUAACCAGGCGGAACUGAUCCAACUGGACAUGGAAGGGAUGUCACAGCACUUCCAGAAGGUCAUCCCUCAUCAGUUUGACAGCUGCCCAGACAAACUUGUCCUGAAGGCUUAUCAAGUCAAAUACAACCCAAAGAAAAUGAAAAGGUUAGAGAAGGAAUAUACCACUAUCAAAAAUAAGGAGAUGGAAGAGCAAAUUGAAAUCAAGAGGUUACGAACGGAGAAUCGCCUACUAAAGCAAAGGAUCGAAACGCUCGAGAAGGAAAGUGCUGCUCUGGCAGAUAGGCUGAUCCAGGGUCAAGUGACGCGUGCCCUGGAAGCUGAGGAAAACUAUGUGAUCAAGAGGGAACUUGCUGUCGCCCGUCAGCAAUGUGCGGCCGCUACGGAGAAUCUUGAGAAGGCGCAGGAAACGAUACGUUUGCUGCAGGAACAGAAGGGAGAUUCUCUGUACACAGAAGAUUUUGUAUCCGGCCUGAGGAUGGAACUUGAGCAGUCGCGACUACAGGAGGCUGACCUGCUCAGUGCCCUUAAAGAGAUGCAGGACAAAAUUCUCAACUUGGAAAAGAGAAACAGUUUGCUACCAGACGAAAACAACCUGGCGCAGCUGCAGGAUGAACUGAAAGCCGUGAAAAUGCAGGAGAUGGAGGCUCUCAAUUCUUUCAAAGAGAUGCAGACUCAGGUCUCCGAUCUCAAUGAGCGCUGGCAGCAUUUAAUGUCCCGUGGUGGAAGUCACUGGAAGGAAUCUCCAAAGAAAAAUGCGCUCAAUGACCUUCAAGACAAGCUGAUGGCCGUGAGACUGAGAGAGGCACAGGCCCAGGCAGAGGUUAAGGAGCUGCGGCUUCGGACAUUGCAGCUGGAGAGUCAGAACCAGAUUAAUAGCAAUCUGCUGAACCGACAAGAGCAGGAGAGCAACGCCCAGCAAGAGAAGCUCCAGUACCUGGCGGCGCAAAACAAAGGACUUCAGACUCAGCUCAGCGAGAUGAAGAGAAAACAGGCCGAGUCAGAUUGUAAGAGUAAAGAAGAGGUGAUGGCUGUUCGUCUCCGGGAAGCUGACAGUAUGGCUGCGAUGGCUGAGCUGCGUCAGCGGAUUGCAGAGCUCGAAAUUCAGAAGGAAGAGGGAAGGAUUCAGGGGCAGCUCAACAACUCCGACUCGAGCCAAUACAUCCAGCAGCUGAAGGAUCAGAUUGAGGAGCUCAAGACUGAGAUUCGGCUCAUGAAGGGACACCACCAGGCAUUCAAAGACCCAAUGACCACCUUUGACGGGAUACACAUUGUGAACCACGAGAUUGGAGACGGCGACUCGCUGAGCUCGGACGAAGAUUUGCUCCCCAGCCGUAUGGUGGUGGGGACCUUGCAGGAUGCGCUGUACCCUUUGACCUCUGGCAAUGCUCGCUUCCUCUGUGGGGUGGAAAACCCGGGCAAGGACAGCGAUGGCAGCACGGACAGCGAGCAGGACGAGCGGCUGGGCAAUGCGGAUGAGCCGUACGCGCACAUGGUCUGCAGAGACGACCUCAACAACUGAUUUCGGAAGAGACGGAGGUCCGGUCAGUGGGACUUGGCAAGCAGCCGGCAGAACUAAGUGGCCAUCCCAACUCUACACACUCAUGCGUCUUAGAGGCCCUGGGAUCUCGAGGAACGCUGUCUGCAAAUGGAUUCUUACAAAACGUGGACCCGGAAUCUUCACGUUUCGGGACUCGUGUUCAUAUCCUCCUUAAUGUGACGUUCCACUCUGCAGUAUUUGACCGCAGGCAGCAUCUAAGGGUUGUGAGAUAUUUGGUGUGUGCGUGCACAUAUUUAUAUAUAUAUAUUUAUUUAUAUAUAUAUAUAUAUAUAUAUGAUGUAGAAAUGUUAUGUUGCUUUAGACCACCACCGUGGAAAAUAAGUUGCGUGUUCAGAGGGGGCUUCACUUCACAAUGGAAGGACAAACUUUACAACGGAAUUUGUGAAAGAGCUCAGAGGUUAGCCACCGUACUCCUCAUGCAUGUCAGGGACCACUCCGACUCCCUCCUGGGCAAACGCUGAACGUCAAAGAAACUCGGUGGUCACAAGCGACACCCGCCGUCCCCAUCUCCCAUAGUGCUCGGCAUUUGCCCUAGGGAACGGUGGCUUUGCCGCAGUGGCGCUCGGCGUUUCUGAGACCCCGGGGCUCCUACUUACAAGGCUGUGGCCUCAUAUUGAGGCUAACUUGGGUGGGUUUCAUUGCCCGUUGUCUGAUUUUCGCGGCCUCGUCUGGAGUUAUUCUGCUGUGAUCCUGCAUGAAGAGAGUCUUUUACUUGUUCCCCUCCAGCCCACCCAACGUUGAGUGACUGACUGACUGCCACACGGCCUCCUGUUUUUGUUUUUUUUGUCUCUCGUAGCCGUUUCUCACACUGCUCGUGUUUAAAAAUCCAGUUAUCCUAGAGAAGAGGUUUUUUUUUUUAUAUUGUAUAUAUGAAGGAGCAAACUAGCGAUAGGCUUGUAGGGUUAAUGCAGGGGGGGCUGCAAGUUUUCGAAGAAGGGAACGUGAAGCCCUGAGAAAAAUGUGUCAUCGCGCAGGAACAAAUGAAGAAAAUGCCUGCUUGGGUGGCGCGGUGCUACUCUCGGUGCUGGGCACACAAGGUGAUGGAACGCUUGGUGUAAAAUCAUUUCCAACAGUUGGCGUCUUUUUGUUCUUGCUAAUUACAACUCCUGCUGACCCAAUUAAAUGGUGCUGCUCUACAAUCCCUGGACGUCAGCGCUCCUCCCAUUUUCCAAGGAUUGCUACGCUACAGCUGCAGUGUUUUCUCAUUCCCCCCCCCCCCCCCCCCCCCCACCAUGCCAGUGUUAAUUUCAUUGUUAACGGUACAGAAGGACAGAACUCGGCCCCUUUCCCUCUCCAGCAGCACUUUGCACUCUGAACGCACAGUUUCAUCCAUUCCCUCCCCACUGUCAUCAAGUUGAAAUACUUGGUGACAUUUUACAGGAAGUGACAGUCCGGUCAUUUUAAUUUUACAGACCACGCCUUCAUUUUUUUUUUUUUUUUUUAAAUCUCUGAACUCCCAGGGUUCCAUUUGAAGAUCUCUGCUUCCUGGUCUGUGAUGGCGUUGACCAUAGAGUCGCACUUUUUAAAGAGCUGCUUGUGCCCGUACCACCAGUGAAGCGAGGCCGAGGGGUUUAACGUUGCCAAGACAAAGGACUUCACCCGCUGGCUCCUUCUCAUCCCAGGGUAUUCUGUGACAGCAAUAUAUCAGCAGGUAAAUUUAAUGAGGUACAAAAUAUGGAUUGUGGGACGAGGCCUCUGCCAUCAAAGCAUGGACUCUAUGAAUAUACAGUCAAUGUGAUAUUAUUAUAGAGUAUAGAUUAUUUAUAAAGCAGUAUAUAAAUAUAUAUAUAUAUAUAUAUAUACACUUCUGUGUGUAUUUGAGCCUUAAAAAGGCAAAAUGGUUUCGAUCUUUCCUAACGUGUAUUAAAUCAAACACCAUGCACUGUU
Messenger RNA from Erpetoichthys calabaricus (reedfish), 4834 nucleotides. It is a transcript of the gene evi5l, whose product is annotated as ecotropic viral integration site 5 like. The record is from RefSeq and is a predicted model, not a curated record. The transcript is spliced from 20 exons. The coding region runs from base 362 to 2908 and encodes 848 amino acids. NCBI's taxonomy places the organism in Eukaryota, Metazoa, Chordata, Cladistia, Polypteriformes, Polypteridae.